GCUCGAAAUGCCAAAACCUCUUUUCUAUAUAUUUUGUUUGUGUAAUGUUUUGAAAUGGAUGAAAGGACAAGCAAGCAUAUGAUGUGACAAUUUCAUCUUCUAUAAAUAAGCUUUGAGUAUGAAUUUAUAUUUAAUUGAACUUGGAAGCACAAAUAAAUUUUGCAGUCUCACAAACAAUACAAUUCUCCAGCAAGAGAAUACAUGCAUUCAAUGCUUUCAACAUAUCGACCCUUAAUGCUGCAAGGACAUGAGCGUUCUAUAACGCAAAUUAAGUUCAAUCGUGAAGGUGACUUGUUGUUCUCAAGCUCAAAGGAUCAAAAACCAAACGUCUGGUAUUCAUUAAAUGGCGAACGUUUGGGUACAUACGACGGACAUCAAGGAGCAGUUUGGUGUUUGGACGUUGAUUGGACUACAUCAAAACUUAUUUCUGGAGCGGGUGAUAUGACCACAAAAAUUUGGGAUGUCGAACAGGGUACUGUUAUCGCUUCGAUCCCAGCCAAGUCUUCUGUGCGAACAUGUAAUUUUAGUUAUUCUGGCAAUCAAGCUGCUUACUCUACAGACAAAGCUAUGGGACAGAAUUGUGAGUUAUUCAUUAUCGAUGUACGUACAGCAGAUUCGAGCAUAGCAGAACAAAAUCCUAUUUUGCGUAUACCUAUGGUACCAUCGAAAAUUACUUCUAUGUUGUGGGGACCUCUAGAUGAAACCAUAAUUACUGGUCACGAUAAUGGACAAAUUUCAAUUUGGGAUAUACGCAAAGGUGGUCGUGAAAUCAAUUCUGUAAAUGACCACACAGCUGGUAUAAAUGAUAUGCAAAUGAAUAAAGAUGGCACGAUGUUUGUAACUGCCUCCAAAGAUACAUCAGCGAAACUUUUUGAUUCUGAAUCUCUGAUGUGUCUCAAGACAUACAAAACCGAAAGACCUGUUAAUUCCGCUUCAAUUAGUCCCAUUAUGGAUCAUGUUGUUUUGGGCGGUGGUCAAGAUGCUAUGGAGGUGACAACCACAUCAACUAAAGCCGGUAAAUUUGAUUCUCGUUUCUUCCACCUAAUUUACGAGGAAGAAUUCGCUCGACUAAAGGGCCAUUUCGGUCCCAUAAACAGUUUGGCUUUCCAUCCGGAUGGCAAAAGUUACGCUUCAGGUGGUGAGGAUGGUUUCGUGCGUGUGCAAACAUUCGACAGUACAUAUUUUGAAAAUAUCUUCGAGUAGAUACAUAUACGUGUAUGUUGAAUUAAUUUACAUUUUAGUAACCUCCCAUACCUUUUUGUAACUUUAUUUAUGUAAAAUUGAAAUUGAUACGCAAAUAUGUUUGCGAAUAAAAUAAAUUUCAAAAGAUAUUUGA
Molecule: messenger RNA, 1336 nt
Organism: Ceratitis capitata (Mediterranean fruit fly)
Lineage: Eukaryota; Metazoa; Arthropoda; Insecta; Diptera; Tephritidae
Gene: eIF3i
Product: eukaryotic translation initiation factor 3 subunit I
Exons: 3
Coding region: 202-1203 (333 amino acids)
Biological process (GO): cytoplasmic translational initiation
Cellular component (GO): eukaryotic translation initiation factor 3 complex, eIF3m; cytoplasm
Molecular function (GO): protein binding; translation initiation factor activity; RNA binding
Source: RefSeq, a predicted model, not a curated record